AUGGCUGAUCGAAUGCGCUGUUUACUCCUAGUGCUGCUGCUUACCACGUUGCUGACUCUGGUCAGAGCUGGAAAUAACAGCUCCGAUAGCCGCGCCCUCAGCUAUGUCCGUGAGAAACCGAAGCACCUGCCGCACUUGCUGCAGCGGCAAAAGCGCUGGCUUAUCUUUGAGCCAGGCACCGUCGUCGCAGCUGUGUUGGACACUAUCCCCAGAGGCUUGCUGCUUCUGGGCGAGAUGACUUCGUUUUAUGCAAUGCCUGGAUCGGUUGAUGACAUAUUCCCAAGACGCAGACGAAAGCCAAAGCCAGUACCAUCUCCACCACCAUCACCACCAUCACCACCACCACCACCACCACCAACACCAACACCACCACCACCACCACCACCACCUACUCCAGCACAAGCUGUAGCACCUGUAGUGCCUGCAGCAGCAGUUCCAGCCGCACCUUUGUUGUACUCUCAGCAACCGGUGAUUGUACCCUUAAGUCCAGCCGAUCCCAUACACUCGUUUUACUACGCAUUUCCGCAAGUGUCACCAGUUGUAGGACACCGCAAAUCCUAUGUGCAGCAGAAAUCCAGCGGCUGUCCUGCAUCCAAGCUGGUGAAGGACGCGUAUGGCAACUAUUACUGCCGUCCUUCUGCAGUGGUCCGGCGUCUGGGUCGCGAGCUUAAGAGAAACGGUGCCAACCUCGUGAACGAGGGCCAGAGUCCGCAAGGAAUGCUCUUUGAUUUGCUGAUAAUGCUGUCCGAGCUCCACCAGUAUAAGCCGCGCUACUGCAUCAUGCGCACACUAUGCGAGUCCCGUCAUCUGCUGGUGCCACCUGGUCAGUCGCUGUUCCACGAUAUCUUCCGCAUUCUGCUGCGCUACGUGCACCCGGAGAUUGCCCAUAAGCCUGCAUAUCGCAAGGCCUUUACCGCUGGCCACUCCCUGCACGAGUGCGCCCAGUGGUAUGGGGCGUACUGUCCUCAGAGCUUCUUACUACAUUUCAGCGAACAAUUUCGGGGUGAAUUUGGAAAUGCAUUUAACAAAUAAAGCUAUAAAACAUAAUCAAAUAAAAUAUGUAUCCGAUCUUUAGUUAAUCUGUAAU
Messenger RNA from Drosophila mojavensis, 1087 nucleotides. RefSeq names its product protein diaphanous. NCBI's taxonomy places the organism in Eukaryota, Metazoa, Arthropoda, Insecta, Diptera, Drosophilidae. The coding region runs from base 1 to 1032 and encodes 343 amino acids. The transcript is spliced from 3 exons. The record is from RefSeq and is a predicted model, not a curated record.